AUGGUAGAAGAAGAGCUGGGUGAAGCCUCCACUUCUGCCCAAUCCAUCUCCGAAGGAAAGGGGAGGAUAAACACAGAGCAAACAAUAGAACAAGUCAAUGAGUGGAACAGAACAAACAAACAAACAGCAAAGCUCCUCUCGACCAAACUGACAGAAGAGCCUCGAG
This is a messenger RNA of Acaulospora morrowiae, 166 nucleotides long. Lineage: Eukaryota; Fungi; Glomeromycota; Glomeromycetes; Diversisporales; Acaulosporaceae. The record is from the annotation of a GenBank genome assembly.